This is a messenger RNA of Myripristis murdjan (pinecone soldierfish), 6873 nucleotides long. RefSeq names its product cadherin-2-like. The record is from RefSeq and is a predicted model, not a curated record. Gene Ontology annotation, biological process: calcium-dependent cell-cell adhesion; cell morphogenesis; cell-cell junction assembly. Lineage: Eukaryota; Metazoa; Chordata; Actinopteri; Holocentriformes; Holocentridae. Gene Ontology annotation, molecular function: beta-catenin binding; cadherin binding; calcium ion binding. Gene Ontology annotation, cellular component: neuron projection; plasma membrane; lamellipodium. The transcript has 16 exons. Bases 137 to 2872 code for a protein of 911 amino acids.
GACAGACAAGAGGGCUGGUGGAGGGAGGAAGGCUGAUUCAUGCCGCCGGGGUUUACCGGGCAUUAAAAACCUGAGGUCCAGCGCUGCGGGACGGACUCUGUCGGUGCGGAAAGAGGAAUUACAAAGCAGGAAAAAAAUGCAUCUUUUUGGGGUUUGCAUGCUGCUGGCGGCUCUGCAGGUUGCAGUGCGAGGCGGAGCCGCUGAGCACUCGCCGCCGUGCACGAGGGGCUUCGUGCACGAGGAGUACAGCGUGGAAGUGGAUGAAGAGCUGAUGAAGGGACAGGCUCUCCUCAACGUGAGCUUCGUGGACUGCGGCGGGGGGCCCGUGUGGUUCGAGGUCGGCGACUCCUCAGACUUCCGGGUGGCGGCGGACGGCGUGCUCCUCGCCGUGCGGCCCGUCCGCCUGCCGGCCCAGGACGGGGCGCGGCUGCGGGUCUACGCUCGGGACCCGCGCUCCAAACAGGCCUGGAAGACCCGGGUGCACCUGCUCGCCCGUCCCCAUGGCAACAAAACAGAACCAACACAGGUGAAGCCCAGUGAUGCAACACUGACUCAGCGGGUGCCGGAGAUCUUGUUUCCAUGGCGCAGCGUGGUUGUCGGGGGCGACGGAAGUGUGCGGCGGGUGAAGAGGGACUGGGUCAUCCCGCCCAUCAACGUCCCCGAGAACUCACGAGGACAGUUCCCCGAGGAGCUAGUCAGAAUCCGCUCGGACCGGGAUAAGAACCGGAUGUUGCGUUACAGCGUGACGGGCCCCGGGGCCGACCAGCCGCCCACCGGCAUCUUCAUCAUCAACCCCAUCUCAGGCCAGCUGUCCGUCACCAAGCCCCUGGACCGGGAGCACAUCUCCAACUUCCACUUGCGAGCCCACGCUGUGGACCUGAAUGGGAACCAGGUGGAGAACCCGAUCGACAUCGUUAUCAACGUCAUCGACAUGAACGACAACCGACCGGAGUUCACACACAGCACCUUCAACGGCUCGGUGCCGGAGGGAUCCAAGCCUGGCUCCUUCGUCAUGACGGUGACGGCUGUGGACAAAGACGACCCAAAGACAGCCAAUGGGAUGCUGCGAUACAAGAUCCUGUCCCAGAAUCCCCAGAGCCCCUCAUCCAACAUGUUCACCAUCAACAAUAAGACCGGUGACAUCAUCACUGUCGCCGCGGGCCUCGAUCGGGAGAAAGUGCCUCAGUACACGCUGAUCAUCCAGGCCACCGACAUGGAGGGAAACCCCACCUACGGCCUGUCCAACACGGCCACGGCGGUCAUCAGGAUCACCGACGUCAACGACAACCCCCCUGAAUUCACCACCGACACAUACUUCGGCGAGGUGCAUGAGAACAGGGUGAAUGUGAUCGUGGCCAACCUGACCGUGACCGAUAAGGACCAGCCGCACACGUCGGCCUGGAGCGCCGUCUACCGCAUCACAUCCGGAGACCCGACGGGACGCUUCUCCAUCCCCACCGACCCCAUGACCAACGAGGGCCUGCUCACCGUGGUGAAGCCCAUCGACUUCGAGGUGACCCGCUCCUUCAUGCUGACCGUGGAGGCAGAGAACGAGAUCCCGCUGGCCCGCGGCAUCCCGCUGCCCCGCCAGUCCACCGCCACCGUCUCCGUUCGGAUCCUGGACAUCAACGAGAGCCCCGAGUUCAGCCCCAACCCCAAAUCCAUCAAGCUGGAGGAGGGCCUGCCCGCCGGCUCGCUGCUCACCACCUUCACCGCCCAGGACCCCGACCGCUUCAUGAGGCAGACCAUCCGGUACUCCAAGAUGUACGACCCUGCCAACUGGCUGGAGAUCGACCCGGUGAACGGCCGCAUUUCCACCAUCGCCAUCCUCGACCGAGAGUCUCCGUACGUCAAGAACAACCUGUACAACGUCACCUUCAUGGCCUCUGAUAACGGUAUCCCCCCUGCCAGCGGCACAGGAACACUUCAGAUGUACCUGCUGGACAUCAACGACAACGCUCCGCACGUUUUCCCUCCCGAGGUGGAGAUGUGCGAGAGGCCGGAGCCCAACGCCAUCAACAUCACGGCCAACGACCCCGACCUGACCCCCAACGCGGGACCCUUCGCCUUCGAGCUGGCCAAUCGUCCCGCGGACGUUCGCCGCAACUGGACGCUCAGUCGCCUCAGCGGUGACUACGCCCAGGUGCGCCUGCGGAUCGGCUUCCUGAACAGCGGCAUCUACGAGGUUCCCAUCAUGAUCACGGACUCCGGGAACCUGCCCAUGUCCAACACGUCCUACCUGCGGGUCAAGGUGUGUCAGUGCGAUCACCACGGCGACUGCGUGGACAUGGAGCGAAUCAUCGCCGCCGGACUGGGCACCGGAGCCAUCAUCGCCAUCCUCAUCUGCAUUAUUAUACUGCUAGUGCUGGUGCUGCUGUUUGUGAUGUGGAUGAAGCGGCGGGAUAAGGAGCGUCAGGCCAAACAGCUGCUCAUCGACCCGGAGGACGACGUGCGAGACAACAUCCUCAAAUACGACGAGGAGGGAGGCGGAGAGGAGGACCAGGACUAUGACCUGAGCCAGCUGCAGCAGCCGGACGCCCUGGAGCCGGACUGCGUCAAGGUGGGAAUCCGACGCCUGGACGAGAGACCCCUGCACCACGACCACCAGUACCCGCUGCGCUCUGCCGCCCCCCACCCAGGAGACAUCGGAGACUUCAUCCAUGAGGGCCUGAAGGCGGCGGACAACGACCCCACGGCGCCCCCCUACGACUCCCUGCUGGUGUUCGACUACGAGGGCAGCGGCUCCACCGCCGGCUCCCUCAGCUCCCUGCACUCCUCCUCCAGCUGCGGGGAUCAGGACUACGACUACCUGGGCGACUGGGGGCCACGCUUCCGCAAGCUGGCCGACCUGUACGGCGGCGGAGACGAUUAGCGCCCCGACCCCCCCCUGCCCCGCCCCCUGUCCCGCCCGGGGGGGACGGGGGAUCCGGGGGCAAGCGAGGAAAGAGGAAGUGGGGAGUAACACGGGGAAACAUUUUUGGGACGGGGGGGCGAGCGGCACUUCUUUAUUAUCACGGGACAGCUUGUAAAGAGACUUGCUGCGUUUUGAGGAGGGUCGAUGACACUAAGGGACCACGUCGACUCCCGGCCUGGCCGAGCGGGUCGGCCGCCGGCGAGCAUGCAGGCUAACGGGCGUCGCCAUGGCAGCGUUAGCCCUCAUGCUGAUGGAUGCGAGCAGCCGGGGACGCCGUCGCCGCGGCUCGGGCCAGCCGAUUGGUUAAGAGCUACGACAGCCAUGCUAAAGACGCUCAUUUACACUUGAAUCUCACAGUACAGAAGCACUGGGGUAAAAUGUGCCUUUUUGUACAUUCUUUUGAUUGUGUUCGGUCUCGUUUCUGUUCAUUGCUUUAAAGCUCCUGACGUUUUGCAACGGCAACUGACUGUAAAUGGAGGAGCGCUUCGCCACGUUGAUGUGUGUGUGUGCGCGCGUGUUGGAUUCCACCUCAUUACCAGAGUGUGUGCGCGUAUGUGUGCGUGUGUGUGUGUGUGCAUGUGUGUGUGAGUCAUUUCCACAGAGACACACUGGAUGGAGACUCUUAAGGGCAAAGCCCGCUGCGAGAGGAGAGGCUUAGAUGAUCCUGCAAGUGAAAAAAAAAUGUGGCUUUACUGUACAGCUCUGGGUUUAUCUGACUCCAUCAGAAAUCACCAAACUCCCAGUGUGACAACACACAGCUCGCCGCUGCCAAGGUCAGACAGGAACACACCGGCUGACCUUUCAGACGUCCAGGUUCUGUACUAAUCAGCGCUUAAACACUUAUUGGAUGACUAACUUAGCUAGAGAAAAUGUGAAAAUUUGCUAUAUUCAUACAUCAAUAUAUCAAAAAUUGAUUGCUUUAGUCAUUUAAGCAGCAAACCUUAUCUGAUCCCAGCUUCACUAAGAUUGUGUCACUUUUCUUCAUUCAUAUCAGUAUAAAAUUAAUACGUUGAGCUUUUUUGGCUGCAAGUCAAACUAAAGAAACAAGUGGAAGGCGUCACUUUGGCCUCGGCUCACUUCCAGUGAGACUUUGUGAUUAUUUUCACUCUCUGUAGACUAAUUGACUCAUCGAUUAAUCAAAAAACAAAACGAAAAAAAAAAAGAUAAUAAUUACAGAUUAGUCAACAAUGAAAAUAAUCAGCUGCUGCCGUAAUUCUACCAAAUUAAAGCGUGAUGUGUUAUUGAUGUUAUUGAAAUUCUCUUUUCCAAACAGAUUGCUGCAAUACGGUUUAGAAUUACUUACUGGACGACUUUUAAUUAAGGAACCAGAUGUAUUUUUAAAGCCGGGCUGAGUAAUUAUACCUGUUAUACUCACGCGGCUUUCUGAAGCAUUCGACUGUCACGUUGAGAUAUGUCUAUUCUGAGCAUUAUGGCUGAUCAAUACUGCGCUCAUUUGGCUGCAUUCCACUGACGUUACUGUGACUGGCUGACUGUAUUAACAAAGCCUGCAGAGAACAGAAAUUUUAAUUUCCUCUCUGCUCUCUCUCUCUCCCUCUCUCUCUCUCACACACACAUACACACACACUCUCAUCAUUCAUUCUGUGUAACCUUGAUUUAAUUGCCUGAAAGAAUGAUUGCCUUUCCAAUCAGUUCAAUAGUAGACGGUCGAAGUGAAAGACCUGUAGAAACAGUAUUUUUUUUUUCUGUAGUACAUUUUAAAUGUUGUGUGGCAGCGUCCUUGCUGGGUUUCUGAACAUGAGCCUCACUCAUUUAAGAUCUAGUUAAGUUUCACUUGUUCGCACAGUGAUAAUAUCUAGAAGAAAAAUGAUAAAAUAACACAGUGAUUAGCUAAAUGAGAGCAAACAAUAACAGCCUGAAAGUGAAGAUGAAUAAGAAAUAGCUGGACGGGAUGAAAGUCUUAGCGAUAACAGCAACAUGGUGGUGGGAAACAAUAGGAAAAUUCCCUUCAUGGAGAGAAAAAAUAGAAACUCAGUAGUGCGAACAGUAAUAAAUGUGUUUGUGUGACUGAAUUAACAAGGGUGAGGAUAAAUUAAUGUGUUGAGCUAUUGAGGCAAAACGUAGGUUUUCCCAAUUAAAUGAGAUAUAAUUUUGCACUAUAUCUUCUUUUUGCUGUGAAGAUGUGAAUGUGUUAUAUAUGCAGGGAUAAUUUGUUCAGCAUGAGUCAUCUGGAGGUUUUUUUUUUUUUCCUAGGCCAGAAGUAAAGAGAAGGGUUUUUUUUUUCUUUUUUCUGUUUUUUUUUUAAUGUGACAGAGUCAGUUUGACAGCAACAGUAGCGAUGCAGCAGCUCGAUCAUUAAAGCGCAUCAAAAAAAGCAGAGGCCCGAGCAUGGAGCCCUGAGGGACGCCGCAUUCCUGUCACUCUAAAUGAUGCCCAUGCUUUUACAAACACAGUCUGUCAAGACCAGCACCACGCAGCCAUUUAGUCGUAGCCUUUGUUAUUCACUCUUUUUCAAGCUCGCCAUCAAAAUCUGUGGCAGUUUUCUAGCAGUUGCAUACGCAACACAGCGGCUCACUUCAAAUGUUUGAAUUAUUUUGGUGCAAGAAAUCAUCGGUAGACGGAUGCCAAAACAAAACCAGCGUCAAAGACAGUGAAAGAUGCACUUGUUAAAUGUCUCCACCGCUCCGUGUAAAUCCAAUUUCUGUGUGCUUAGCUUCACAGACAUGACUGAUCACAGUUACUUUUUAAUCAAAAAUCCACUGGCUCUCACUGAUCUGAUUAUUUUUGAAGGAUAUCAGUAUAUUGCAGAGUAGCUCAGUAUGGUGGAGGUUUACCCCGGCCGGUGUUGCUCCUCUUUUUUAUUUCUGUCAGCUGAAUGUGAUAGGAACAACAGUAUCACCAAACCUGUAAUCCACAUGCUAAAAGACUGGUGAAGGCACAGAAACUGCUCACCACUUUGGAAGGAAGGUGCUUGUUUCAUUUGAACUAACAUCAAUAAUGAUGUGAGGAACGAUCUGAAGUAAUUAUUAAUAAUGGAAUUACUUUUUAGACAGAGUCAUUCGUAAACUAGUGUGAUCAGAAAUUACAGAAAGUGCAGAGUAACUUUACUAAGGUCAAGGUAAACUUUAUUAUCCCCGAGAGGAAAUUCAUGUGGUCACGAGCGUGCAUAAAGAAACAGAGAUUUAAUGAAGACAUAACGAUCAAGAGCUUGCACCACAUGCUUUUUUUGAAUAACUCCCCCAACGUUAUCAGUUACAUACAUGCUGUUGUGGAGAAGCUCUUGCAAACAACGCCGUGGGUUGAAUGCGCUCAUAUGGACGCAGCUUGUAAUUGCAUCACAUAUUAUAUUUAUUUAACUUGACAACGCACUCAGAGCGAGCUUUGAAUUUGCUGCAGGCCAUUUUGUUGUGGCUCUUUCAAUUUUUGUAUUCUGAUUCCAGUGACAACACUUGACCCAACCCAGUUUCCUAAUGUCCCUUGAAUUACCACCAUUUAUUGCAUUAGGAGAGUAGCUGGAUUUCUGAUGCAGAAUUGGACCCUGGUUACACCCAGAGCUGGACAAAAAAAAAAAAAAGCUGCAUAUUUUUUUUUUUCCUGUUUGGUUUUUCCUAAGCCAGUGAGAAGACAUGUACAGUAAUGCUAGACUCUAGAUAGAUCCCUUCUGUUUUUUGUUUUCGUUUUGCUUUUAUCACAAUGUAAUUUAUGCAGUCGAUUGCUAAUAAGGGAGACAUCAGUCCUUGUUUUGUAGCGAAGAUACCUUUUGUUACUCUGCUGAGGUGGAUUAAACACAAAAAAGGUAAUGUUUCUUCUGUCUGCUGAUGAUUUGCCUUAGUGUUCUCUGGUACUCUCCAAUUGGCUAUUCACUGUAAACUGAAACAUGUACAGAUUGUAUUUUUUCUCUUGUUGUUCUUUUGGCUGUGGUCUCUGAAAAAUGACAUGCUAAUAUCCUGAAUCCUUGUAUAUGUAUAAUUUGGAUUACAAAUUAAAAAAUUUUGCAUGUU